Messenger RNA from Actinia tenebrosa (Australian red waratah sea anemone), 2851 nucleotides. RefSeq lists its product as uncharacterized. Gene Ontology annotation, molecular function: poly(A) RNA polymerase activity. Lineage: Eukaryota; Metazoa; Cnidaria; Anthozoa; Actiniaria; Actiniidae. Gene Ontology annotation, biological process: RNA 3'-end processing. The record is from RefSeq and is a predicted model, not a curated record.
AUCACAUCAAGUGAAAGGACCUCAUGAAUUAGAUCACAUCCAGUGAAAGGACCUCGUCAAUUAGAUCACAUCCAGCGAAAGGACAUCAUCAACUUUUAAUAUUUGGAAAUAACGGUAGCUAAAAUCAAAAUGUUGCGUUUCAUUCACGGUCCGAUAUCGGCGAAAAGCGCGGUAAAUGUUCCCGCGAAACAGGCUCAUUAUCAACGGUCCAGCGGACAUAAGCGCCAAUAUCAUUCAAAAACCAACAUGGCGGAAAAGAAGAUGUGUUUCUGCACCAGAUGAAGGAAUUCACUGCAAGAAAACGCCAGAAUAAACACUUCUAAAUACAAAAUUUCGGUUGAAAUUUAAAGGACUGUGUUAUGACGUCUCGACACAAUUCCGUCGAUAAUUCAAGUUCAUCGAAUUCUGGAAUUCUGGAAAAGCUAGCUUCAAUACCUCUUUUAUGCAAUGUAUUAGAGACGCAAAUGUACAAUGAAUCUUAUGCUCAGCGAAGUGGAAAUCCUCAGAGAUACAACAGUACUGAAAAUGUCUCCAACACCCAUUCACAGCAACAGCAGAAUUACUUAAACUCUAUAAAUAAAAGCACUUACGAGAUGUUUCAUUCGUCGAAAGAUAUCACUCGGCAGAAGCAUGAGCGACCUUAUCGACGACAAAGCCUUCCGACCCCUGCAUAUCACUCAAGUUCAAACGGAAUGCCGUUGCAAAGGUUUCAAGCUGGUCAUUCAGUUGGGCCAUCAAAAUCAUAUGCCCUGAGUAGUGAACGCAACUUCCGUCGUCAUAGCAACAGCCCUAUCUACCCUUUAAAUAAACUAUAUGACGCACAUGAUUUAAGAAAUGUGGCUGACAGGAAACCUAAUGUAAUUUCAAAUUUAGAUUUAGAAUCUACACCAGAACAGCUUUUGAAUCAUCAUUCGACAAUGACAUCAUCAACUCAUAUUUUAGCUCAUGAGUCUUUAUCAGAAACUAGAAAUGCAGUUGAAAAGGCAGUGUCAGCAGAAGUAAUCGACCUGACAGAAGCAGACCUUGAGCCAAGGAGUUCUGUAUCCAGUUCUUCUCAGACUGCAGCAAAAAGUAGAAAUGACAGCAAAUCUGAAGACAGUGAUUCCGUAUUUGAUAUGGACAAAGGAACAGAGCAGACGAAGGCAAAGCUACGCGUAACUGGCCUUAAGAGACCUCGAUACUCUGAAUUAACAGGCUUCAAUGACAAUGCUCACAGUUUUGCCAACAAAAAGAUGAGAAGGGCUAGUGGUCCUGACAGAUUUGCAAGCCAUACCUCAAGUUCUACUUACAGCAGACCAAGAGAAAACUCUCGUAGCACAUCUCCUUACCCAACUGAUCUGCCGUUUACUCUAAAAACACUUACAGAAGAGAUCAAAAAGGAGAGCACAGAAUGCUUACAGAGCUCAGCUUUGCUGGCAAAAAAGCAAACACUCAGAUCUGUGCUGGAAAAUAUUUUCAGAGUACAAUUUCCAGGUUGUGUUCUUCAUCUGGUUGGCUCAUCUGUCAAUGGUCUCGGCAAUGAACAAAGUGAUGCUGAUUUCUGUCUCAUGUUGACUCAGUGGAGAGAGAUUGAUCAAAGGUCUGAAGCAAGAGGAAUCCUCCUGAAACUUAAUAGGCUCUUAAGCAGCUGCAGUUUUGUCGAGGGCAAUCAAGUCAUCUUUGCUACUGUCCCUAUCAUUAAAUUUGUAGACUCUGUAAGCCGUUGUGAAUGUGACAUCAAUAUCAACAAUCAUGUGGGAAUAAGAAAUACUUUUCUCAUAAAAGCAUAUUGCAAAGUUGAUCAGCGUGUUGGGCCACUUGUCAUGGUGGUCAAAACGUGGGCCAAAAAACAUGGAAUUAAUGAUUCCAAGGAUGGGACGCUGUCCAGUUAUGCUCUUACACUGAUGGUUAUCCAUUACUUACAAUGUGGCUGCCAUCCUGCAGUUUUACCAUCACUUCAAAAGGUUUACCCAGAGUUUUUCUCAGAAAAUGGGGAUAUCAAUGUUCUCUUAAAACAAGACGUAGAAAAAAUCAUCCUAGAUGCAAAUGUUACAAAGUCCCCGAACCACCAGACCCUGGGAGAACUACUGCUUGGGUUCUUCCAGUACUAUGCAGAUCAGUUCAAUUGGGAUAAAGACAUCAUCAGUGUUCGUUUAGGUCGCACCUAUGACAAAUCGUUAUAUGGAAAGGCUAGAAACAAGUACAUCUAUAUAGAAGAGCCGUUUGAUUACAACAACGUGGCGAAGACUGUGUACUGUGAGGAGAAAUUCAACAAAAUCAAGAUGAAAAUAAGUCUGGCUGCUAACAAACUAAAGGUUUCUCCAUCACUUAAAAGUAUCCUGUAGCCGUCGUAAAGAAAGGUCGUAUAAUCAAGAAGUGAUCCACCUCUGGUUUGUUUAGUUUGGAAAUAUUUUAUGUCCGUCGCUGAUGUUUGUUGGAAUCAUUGUGUUAGUCCUUGGUUAACCUUCGUUAACACUGAGUUUCACGGCUCUUUUGACUGUGCCAAUUGCUUUACAUUACUUCACAAUCACAUGCGCGAAAUUUUAUUGAAAAUUAUACGAUUUUGUGACCGCAUUUGAUUAAAAAGCAGUAUAUCAAACUAUCGCACGGUCUGUCCGCAAUGGUCUGUGGCACAUGGAAAUCAAAAAUAAUUCGCACAAGAAAACGAUAACCAUUUGAACGCGUUCAAAAAUGGAAGAAUGAUCCAGAAUUGAAGUAUUUUCUUCCAAAAACGGUAAGAUUUGAAAUUAUUUAAUUAAAAAAGGAAAAGAAAUAUAGACAACAACAAGAAAAGUUACGGAAAAUGUUCGCAAAUAUAACUAAGUUAGUUAAAAAAUAUCUAGUUUUCAGCUUCAAAUACGAAAAUGUUCAU